Hemiscyllium ocellatum (epaulette shark) is the source of this 951-nucleotide messenger RNA. Its product is annotated as homeobox protein Hox-C13-like. The record is from RefSeq and is a predicted model, not a curated record. The transcript has 3 exons. Gene Ontology annotation, biological process: regulation of transcription by RNA polymerase II. NCBI's taxonomy places the organism in Eukaryota, Metazoa, Chordata, Chondrichthyes, Orectolobiformes, Hemiscylliidae. Bases 1 to 951 code for a protein of 316 amino acids. Gene Ontology annotation, molecular function: RNA polymerase II cis-regulatory region sequence-specific DNA binding; DNA-binding transcription factor activity, RNA polymerase II-specific.
AUGACCGGGCCCGUCCCGGUGGGUCCCGGCUGGUUCUACCUGUGCGGGAGGGGUGGCGGGGAGAUCGCUGCCCGCCCGGAGACCGGACUGGACGCCGCCUGCGCCCCCCCGCACUGCGGGACCCUCUCCCCGCCCCCUGAGACUAUCCCCCGGGAGCGGCCCCCGCUUCACCCCCCGCCGCCCCCCCCGGGGGCCUACGGCUACCCCCGGCCGGGGGGUUCCAGCUACCCCCCCGGGGAGCCGCUCCCCGGCUCCGGGGAUUGCCGGCUGUACGCCUGCCCGGCGGUGCCGAGUUGCAUUGCCGUGGCGCCGGGUGCCGCCCCGGCCGGGGGGGAGCCGCCCGCGGAAGGCUACGCGCCCUGGCCCCCGGCGACUCACUGGGAGCCCCGCUUCCGCUGUCCCAAGGAGAGGGCGGAGCCGAGACCGCUGUGGAAACCCACAUUCCCAGACACGGUGCCCCUCCAGUGCGAAGGCGGGGUAUACAGGAGAGCCCGGAAGAAGAGGGUACCUUACACCAAACUCCAGCUGAAGGUGUUGGAAGGCGAGUACGCCGCAAACAAAUUCAUCACGCGGGAGAAGCGGCGGAAAAUUUCAGGCAGCGUUAACCUGUCGGAGAGGCAAGUCACCAUCUGGUUCCAGAACAGGAGGGCGCCUGCUCACCCCUGGGCGGGCACGGGGGGGAGGGGGGACCCGCGGCACAGGGACCCGGCCGCCGUCAGCCCCCACCGCCGGGGUCCGGGGGAAGCGGGAGCCAGGAGCGACCACCUACCGCAGGCGCCCGGGCAUCACCCGCCGCCGCCGCCGCUCCGCUGGGAGCGGCAGGGGGAGGGGAAGGGCGAGCGAGGGAGCCACCCACCCCUUGCUGAGCACCCCCAGCCCGUCACUACCGAGCGGCCCCUCCCGGGAGCCUGUUCCCAUGGACCCGGAAUCUCUGGCGCCAGCGGAAGGUAG